Porites evermanni is the source of this 7203-nucleotide messenger RNA. Lineage: Eukaryota; Metazoa; Cnidaria; Anthozoa; Scleractinia; Poritidae. The record is from the annotation of a GenBank genome assembly.
AUGGAGUAUUCUUCUAGUAAUUCCAGUGAUGGAAGUAUCUCUGAGGGGAGUGAUGAUAGUGAACUGUUGCAAAGAAAAAUUACAUCUUUACCAACAACUACGAAAAGCCAAGUGUUUGGAAACAAAGCAGUUUGUUCCUCUACUGGGAGAAAAGCCACGUCACAACCUACGAACUAUCAAGAAAAACAGAGGAAUACAAAUACUCAAGACAUACUUAACCACCAGAUUCAACGUAGACAGGGUUACUCACCAACAUCUGUCUCUAGAACUGAAAAUAAACAUUAUGCAGAAAAUGAUGAACACCCCAAACCUACUGCAAUUUAUCGACAAAACUCAACAAAUAUUUUACUGCAAGGUGCUGAGUUACUGAGAUUAGACCAUCAGUUGGGAAUAUCAUUAAAAGGAGAUGAUCAAGUUCCAUCUUUAGCUCUGCCAGUCGCAGAUCUCAACUAUAAAGAGCUUUCUGUGAAGACUACUGUUGUAGAACACACAGCAGAGUUUGUGGAUAGUCAGAAAGUUAUUUAUGACCUUGAGGAACAAAACUCUAAGUUGGUUGAGGAGAAAACAAAGCUUUCUGUGCAGCUUGGCGUCCAGACUAAGGUGUGAACAAAAAAUAAUAACUAAUUUGUUACCAGUAGUUAAAAAAUAUGUUUUCUGAAAACCAAGAUCAUGAUCAGCCACUCUUUUUUCUUCCCCUCUCUGAUAACAUAAGGGACUUUUUAUUUUUUAUCUUUUUUUUGUUGUUGUACUAUUUCCUCGUCAAAUUUUACAGUGUGACCGGGAAAACCGUGAACACUUAAAAUAUUUCAGAAAUGUUAUUUAUUGUGUUACGACCAAUCACAGCAAAUAUCAGGGCACGCCAACUAGCUACAAAACCACAAAAACUAAUUAAUAUUCUUGCUUGUAGUUUAGUUUCUCAGGCCCAACUGGCCUUUAUCUUGCAACACAAUAACAUUCCAGAAAUAUUUCUGGUGUUCACAGUUUUCCCAAAUUGAUUGUAAAAAUCAGUUGAUGAGUAUAACAAAAAAGUUUUUAGCAAGCAAAGAUUAGUCAGAAGUGAUAAGAAAAAGCAUAAUUGUAGUAAGUAGCAGACUUUUAAUUUUGUUGCAAAGCAAGGUGUAGUAUUAUUAUUUGUAUCACUGUGAUGCCCCAUCAGGGUAAAUGAGGACAGGUGACAGGGCUUGAAACAGCGGCACAAGACACAAGACAGAUGAAUAACAAAGUUGGAUUCAAACUUAACAUAAUAACAUAGAACACAGCUGAUAAUACAAUAGAAAUUUUCCUGCUUUUCAAAAUAAUGGUUUCAACAAUGCAAAGUCUUUAAUAUCGUGCUACUUUUUUAUUCUUAAGUAAACAAAACUUCAUUUUCAUAUGGAAUGUUUUAAAUUUACACUUGACAAAUUCAUUUUGACACGUAAUAUCAAAAUCUCACUUAGUCUAGAUUCACAUGGCACUAGGAAAAUUUUUAACCAGUUGAAAAUUUGUACAUUUAGGUGUUCUGUUUACAUAGAACCACCUUAACCAUACCAAAAUCUAGAUGUCUAGCCAUUCAAAGCUCCAUGUGAACAGAGCAAAAAUAACUGUCCCGUGUGAACUUAAAUAAUAUUGUCCCAGGGCUGUCUUUAAGAGAUGGGGGGUGGGGAUUUCCCCCGCUACUAUGGGCAUGGCGCCCGUCUACUUUCAAAGGAAAAUAGAAGAAAAAUAGAACCAGAAAAAAACCUGUAGCUGUUUGAUUUCCCACCUACUUGUUGUAUUUACCCAGCAACUUGAAAUCUUAGUGACAACCCUGUUAUCCAGUCAAAUUUUUCAGCUGGUUGAAAAUUCGUCUUGUGCCGUGUGAAUGUAGCGUUAGUUUCUCAAGCAAAUACAAGCAAAUUGGAAAGAGAACAAAAAGUUUAGUAGAAGUUAAUCAGAAGCUGACCCCUUUAAAGCUUUUUUCAUGCAUCCUUUCAUUUAUGCCUUUCAUCAAGGGAUGAAAAAAAUCAAAAUGAAAUUGUGAUGACAUCACAAGAGAAUGGUUUGUCCUCUUCCACUGGGUCAUAUGAGAGGGAAGUCUUAAGUAAAGUGUUAACAGGUCAUAAAUCUUUGUUUUUCUCUCUUCUGAACAGGUAAAUGCAGAGAUAAAGAGGUUACUAGUAGCAUCAGUUGGAGAAGAUAUUGGGCAAAGGUAUUUCAAAAUUCUAUAACUGAUUCUGUUAGGUUGGGGAAAACAUAAAGAAAUAUUCACAAAUUUGUUGGAAACAUCUAUUGUAGGUUUCAUUUGUUUGUGUUACGUUUUUUCAAAAAGAGUUUAUUUUUCAUUUUUGUCUCAGAACUGAGUACAUGGAUUUUCUGCCUCAGCCAUUGCAAACUGUAAUACUAAUUUUACAAAAUUUUGUUGUUCUUACAAAAUCAGGUUGGAAGACUUGGUCAGUAGAAAUGUCCAGCAAACUGUUGAACUUAAACACUGGAAAAAAGUGUGUGAAGAAUACUCUGAGGAGUCAGACAGGCUUGAGAUUGAAUGUGAUGUAUGGAGAACAAAAUUUCUUGCAAGCAGGUAAGAGUGGUGUUUUACCGUCUCAUUGCUUACAUGCAAGCUUCGCAUCUUGCUCAUCAGGAACAGUAAAAAGUUGUCAACCAAAAAAUACUGGUACUUGAAGCGAUCAACUCAGUCUUUCUUUUAUCGUCAGUGAAAAUCACACAUUUACCUAGUAUGUAAUCUUUAAAAAAAAUUCUUCCAUAACAGGGAGGGUUCCAGGAAUUUUUUUAGGAGGGGUGCACUCGUCUCUUGCUCGACUUCAACACCAAUAAACCACAUAGUUUUUUUUUUGCAGAAUACCAGUUGUAUUAGAAAACCGCAGGUCAUCUCAGGGAGGGGGUGUGCACCCCCUACACCCUCCCCCUAGAUCCACCCCUGUAUAAUAAUGUAUCCCUGCAGCAUUUGCACCUUAGUUGUGGGUCCCCCAUACAGGUAGAAAUUUUUUAUCUCAGCUCAAUGCUUUUGGCCCAAUUUCUCAUGCUUGGCAGAAAAAUGUGAGCUAUCGCAGUCUUAAAUGAUACCUUCUAAAAAGAUGUCAUAAUUAUAACAUCAGGGCUGUAACUUUAGAUUUCAAGUUGUCAGGUGUAUCCUGAUUUAAAGCAGGGAAUUGAACAGCUAGAAGGUUAAAUUGGAUCUGUUUCCCAUUUGUUUUCCUCUGAAGGUAGCCAGGGGUCAUUUUGUUAGUAGCCCAGGAAAAUCCCUCGCCCCCGGCCAAGAGUCACAGCCCUUUAACAUGAAAUAAACGUGAACCAAUUUUCAAGAAGAGAAAAGUCAAAGUGAAUGAUUGUACUUUCCCAAAAACCCCCGAAUGUUAGUAGGAAAGUCACUGUUGCUCAUUUGGAGAAUUUCAGAACUCUUUUGAACAUCUUCAGAAAUCAUCGGAUGCCUAAGAAUAUAUUGAGAUCAUCUACGAAAAAUUGUGGCACUUGCAGCUUCUCAUGAGGAUGAAAAUGUAGACAAGUUGACUCCCCUUCAGUGCCUAAAUGUUAAAUUAAAACAUAGUGUUUUUUUCCUUAAGAAUGAUGUCUGAUGAACUAUCAAGUUGGAAGGUAGCACUUUAUGCAAGGUACCGACAAGCACAGAGUGCUUUGCAGAGAUUACUAGAUGAGAGAGCUCAGCUGCAGCAGUACUUGAUUGAUACCAAGAGGCAAGUAACAAGCUUGGCUUCUAUUGACAUAAAUCGUAUAGGACCCACAUAUCUGCUUCAGCAUCUUCUUUAUGUUCACUGACAUCAUCAUCAUCGUCGUCAUCAUCACCAUCAUAAUUAUCAGCAUGAUAGUAAUAACAAUGAUAAUAAACAGAUUUAUAAUAAUUAUUAUAAUAGUAAUCAAUUAUGAUUAUUAUAACUUUGCUAGUAAUUUGACUUUAAAAAGAUAAGCACAAGGAUCUGAAAAAAAAAAAAGAGAAAAUUUUUUUUUUUUAUUCUUGUCUUUGCUUUUACAUUGUGCACGUGCAUCAGAAGCAUUCAUUUUCUUUCGAAACAAGACUCUUACACUUGCACUUAUACUUACAUUGCCAGUGUAAACCAGACUUAAUUGGAUGGAUAUUCAGUCAAAACUUGGACAUUUGGCCCUGAAAAGAAUUAUUUGUCCUGGCCUAUGUUUUUAUUCUAUUCCAUUUAAAUUUUUGUUUUUUUUAAAAAAAGAAAUGCAUCCAGCUGCUCUUAUGUGGUCAGUUCUUGUUCAAACAUUUAGUUAGCUUGCUGCUUUCAUUAUUAAUAAUAAGAAGAAUAAGAGUAAAUACUUAACUAUCCACUUCCCUUAUGGGGCUUUUGAGGGAUAAUGAAACAAUAAUUCAAAUAGAACAUAAUAUGUUUAAGAAUCCCAACUGGUAGGAGGCGAACCAGUGGGCUAUUUACAAGCGUGGCCAAAGAUUUGAACUUGGGACUACCAAGAACAAAUCCAGCUGGUGCUUAGGGCAGGACUAUUGAACUCAUGGCUUCAGGACUACAAGUCCUAACUGCUAAGCCAUGCUGUGGUAGGUUCCCUGCUAGGAGAGGCUUCUUGUUCGGCGAAUACUUCUGCUUGCGGGGAGUAUAGUAGGGCUGGGCUUUACAUAAAAAAAUGAGCUACUCCUUAUUGUCAUCUGUGGAUAUGUCCUGUAAGCUUAAAUUGAUUAGUCUCCCUCACAGCCAUUUUUGUCUCAUCACUCAAUGCUCCUUUUUGGGGAACGUCAUUGCGUAAGGUAAAGGUGCACACAAGCCAAAGGCCCAAAUGGCCGGAACUUAUCCUGGUUUCAUUAGCAUGAAGCACCUAGGAGUAUUGCUACUCCCCCCUUGACGGGAUGUUAGUCCAUUGCAGGGUUACUCCCAAGCAGUGUGUUGCCGGUACCCAUUAAUACUCCUGGGUGAAGAGAGACAAAGUAAAGUUCCUUGUCUAAGGAAACAACCCAACUGGCGAGGCUUGAACCACGGACCUCCAGAUCCAGUGGUCGAGUGUUAACCACACGGCCGGCCACACACGCCUCCUAACAUCAUUGCGUGACGAGACAAAAACAGCUGUAGCCUGGGAGACUGAGAUGAUAUGAGAUAUUGUCCUCUUUCCUUGUCAGUGAAAUUACAUACAGAUACAUGGUUAGAAAAAUUUAUCAGUGGGUUCUAGUUUUUAAAAGGAGCACUUCUUUUAGUCUGCUACACAGUUGUUCUUUGUGUCAUCACACAACGCUCCCUCUCUCCUCCGCAGAGGCUCCCGCCUGGUAUCCCCAUCAAAAUAGCGAUAAUCGGAGGAGAGAGCAACGCUCCUGUUUGUGAGGAGGAGCGUUGUGUGAUGACACAAAGACAGCUGUGGAGCAGACUAUACCUCGUUGGGAGAAUUUUUAAUUUUUAUAAUGUAUAACCCAUAACAAUAAUUCACUGAUUUUUUAGUUUUUUCACAUUGCAGGUGUAUUCAGUCCUUACAUUCAAUGCUAAAAAGCACAGGUGGUAUUCUUCAAGGAUCCUUUCCUUCAUUGUCCUCCGCAAAUGAACAGAACAUUGUAGAAAUUGCUUCGUUAAACAACUCCUUGGCUGAAGAAACUUUAGAUCUUGCUCAGAAUGUUUUGCCAGCGUUGUCACUCUCAGAGACAUCACUUGUGUUAACUCAUGAGUCAGUGGAGAACACAGAAAAACUCAAGAUGGGACCAACUUCUGCUGAAAAACUAGCUUUACAGGUUAAUUUUACGUGGCUGCUUGUGAUUAUAAGUGCACUGCAUACUCAGGAGAAAGACUGAAAAAAAGUUGUAAAAUUCAAAUAAAAGCUUUUUGUUAGUAAUUCAGGAGACAUAAAGUCUGGAGACUGUCUCUUUUGCAGUACACCCCCUACCCCCCCUCCCCCAAGCAUCUCUCUCCACCCGUGUGACUCAGGACAUCGAACGAAGUCUUCUAAAUUUGUAAAUUUUCUAAAAAGUACUGAUGAAAAAGGCCGUGGAAACUGUCCUAUGAUCGAAAACAUUUUUGAAUUUUUGAAAAAUGGCGCAAAAUUCCAAAUUUAAACAGUAAAGUUAAAAAUGCUAUUUUAUCCGGGAGAUUUGGUGACCUGUACGGGGGACAGAGUGAACUAUGCAGUACACGAAAAAUUUGGGAGACUUGGCAGUGAUUUCUUUUGUCUCCUCUGUAAUAAUAUUUCCCUACUAGCAGAGGUCUCUCAAUGCAUGAAACUGCAUGUACAGUACUAGCGUUUCCUUUACAACCAGUAAAGUUUUAAUCACGCGCGACACAACUUACAGAACCAGUUUGCAUAAUAACAACUGUGCGUUCCAAAAAAAAUCCAGCAUGGAGUCUCAACAGGACACGCGCAUUCUACAAUAAAUGAAACCAGUUCUGAAAACCAGUCAGUUUCGGCCACAAAUGUGGUCGGCGGCUACACGGAAGAACGCGUCGGGGGCCGACAGAGGGCUUCCUCAAUCCUCUCCUUAUUCUUCCCUUGUUGUGAGAGACCUGCUAGCAGGGAAUUAUAAUAAGUGUAAUGAACUGUAGUUUCUCUCCAUUCCAAUAUCAUUCUUCCUUUCUCGUACCUUUUACCCCCAGAGUCAUUACUUCGAAGAAAUAAAUGUAUUGUAGUUCUAACUUAUCAGUGGAUGAAAUUCUGUUUUGUGAUCAAUCACCAUUCAAUUGAAACCUCUUCAGCAGUACUUUCCACAAAAAGACAUUUGUCUUUAGCACUUCACCCCAUGAAAUUUGGCGUAUCUCAUAGAAUUCCUUGAAUUUUGAAUGUUCAUAACCAACUCUUAAAAUUUCAUGUAAAGGUUUAGUCUGGUACCACACACGUAGAAGAUCGCGCACCCCUGUUAAAGGCUUCCGGUCCAGCAAGACACGCUGUUCAAGACCCUGAAUAGUGCAGUUGUAUACCCUGUUUAUGACCCCGAAAUCUAAAGCUAAAUCUAAAUAAUUACUGUAUACUAUUAUAAAUCUGUCAUAUUGGAUGUAAGAUAAUCUUGCUCUUUUCAGCAGAACAUUCCUGUUGAGAUGUCCCCUCCGCCCAACGGGCCUAGAACAGAUUUGACUGCAAAAAAGAGCCAUAUUUUCUGUUUAUUAGGUCUUAUCCGAUGACGUGGAUCUUCAAGCCGAACAACAGCAACUCAGAGGUGUUAUGAAAAGAAUGUCGCAGCAGUACAUUGGUCAUGAUUAUCAAAGCCGGUUUGCUACCAAGAACUUCAGAGUGACUUAUGACUGCUGUGAGAGGUGUACGGGAGCUCUUCAAGUGGUGUAG